Wickerhamiella sorbophila is the source of this 1950-nucleotide messenger RNA. Its product is annotated as Tyrosine-protein phosphatase 1. Gene Ontology annotation, molecular function: protein tyrosine phosphatase activity. Bases 1 to 1950 code for a protein of 649 amino acids. The transcript has a single exon. Gene Ontology annotation, biological process: protein dephosphorylation. The record is from RefSeq and is a predicted model, not a curated record. NCBI's taxonomy places the organism in Eukaryota, Fungi, Ascomycota, Dipodascomycetes, Dipodascales, Trichomonascaceae.
AUGGGGCUCUUCAAUUCGUCAAAGGCUUCAUGCCGAUCUGACCCCAAAUAUUCUCAAUUGCCUAGUCCCAAAGGCUCCAGUAUGAACGACGAUUGCCAUAUAUUGAGCGAUGUAGAGCUGGAGAGACGCUACAAUAUUUUACGAGCAGAGGAGCAUGCCAGAACCGGCGGGAAAUGUGGCCCCGAAUGGUCUCGCCAAAUCGGUCUUGAUCCAAACAACAAAGACCGCAACCGCUAUUCGAAUAUUAUUCCUUGGGACCAUUCCCGCGUGAGACUGCCGGUAAAUGACGGCGCUAACGAUUACAUCAAUGCAUCGUGGAUCCAGCUGGGUGCUCACACCUAUAUUGCUAGCCAGGGCCCGCUCGCCUCUACCUCUGCACAUUUCUGGCAAAUGGUAUACGCAUAUGGUGGCGACCCUGCCACUGUGGUCAUGCUCACUCCGGUUUACGAGCAUGUUGUUGAAAAAUGUGCCAGAUACUGGCCCUCCGACAAAAAUGCAGAUACAUUCUAUGCUAAAGAACAGGGCGACUUUGAGUUCGGGCUUCAUCUCAAGCUGGAAAAGAAAUCGGAGAAUGAGCAUUACACCUAUUCUCAAUUCAAGCUCACUCCUGACGAUCCACACCACCCCACUCACACUAUUCACCAUCUCUAUUAUAAUACUUGGUUGGAUUAUUCCAAACCCAACGCUGAUGCAGAUAUCCGGGCACUUAUUCAACUCGUCAACAAUUCCCUCAAAAACCCAGGUGCACCUUUAGUGGUGCAUUGUUCGGCUGGCAUUGGACGGACUGGUACUUUUAUCGCUAUCGAUGCCUUGCUGUCCAAGGUUGAUACAGAUAUCCGAUUGCCUAAUUUCCCAAAGGUUUCUCCAGUGUGGAAAGAAGAUAUCAAGGAGAUUACUGAUAAAAACUCACCCUUUGAUGGCGAGAGAGACCAUCAUGAUACGACUACCCCCAUAGACGCCGGCCACCUCAACCCUCUUUCGAUCAUUGCCCAGAGGAGUCCUUCGUUUGUUGCAUCAUCUACACCUAGUGAGUCAGAAAUUCCAGAUCCAUCGUCAAGGCGAAGAUCCUCUGUUUUAUACGAGUCAGUGCGCGCAAGUGAUCUACCGCUGAACGUCCUCGAAGAAGCUUCGACUGAAGAAAACACCCCGGCGCCCGAAUCAGCCAUUGCCGAUGAUAGCGAUGACUGUAGAGGAAGCGUCCCCCGUAUGCUCCUUUUUGGCUCCAAAAAAGUCGCAGACGUCCCAGCCAUCACAGUUUCCUCAUUGAGCUCUGCUCUCAAAGCAUCCAAAACUGCUAUGAACGGCCGUAGAAACGGCUUCUUGACGAAUGGCGGCGAUUUGAGCGAAUCGAACUCUACAACAAGCACAGAUCUAACUUCGUUGAGCACUGCAGCGUCGUCUGUAGGAGGGUCAGCCAAAACCGGCCCUGUUUUAGCCGGGUCAGCAAAGACAGGCCCUCUUCUCGCGGGAUCAGCAAAAUCCGGACCAGUUUUGGUAAACAGACCAUCGCAGAUUGUCCUUUCAGAUGAAUUCUUCCAGGAAAAGCCCAACGAUAUCGAUGUCAUUGAGUGGUUCGACCACGAAGACCCUGUAAUGGCGGCAGUGAGAUGUAUGCGAAAGCAAAGGCCAAAGAUGGUCCAAGGUAAGCAACAACUUGGAUAUAUCUACGAUCAGCUCGAGAUUGCUCAGCAGUUAUCAAAAGCUCACAAAAUGUCACGGAGAGAGACAUUCGCUGGCCAUGAGCUUUCGAGCUCAGGCAUGUCUAUUCACAGCUCUGAAUCCACGGUUGUUGGCAGCCUGAACCGGUCAGAAACAACCCUAAACAAACCAAAAUCGAAGAGCACUGCUGGGAGCGUCCCUGGACGCAAACUGUUUAGAAGACCCACCAUUUCGUCUAUGUUUUCGCCCAGUUCGCCAAUAGCUGCCGCAAAGCGACCCACAAAGUCAUGA